This is a messenger RNA of Medicago truncatula (barrel medic), 1649 nucleotides long. RefSeq names its product protein MAEA homolog. Gene Ontology annotation, cellular component: GID complex; nucleus; cytoplasm. Gene Ontology annotation, molecular function: protein binding; ubiquitin protein ligase activity. The coding region runs from base 101 to 1348 and encodes 415 amino acids. The record is from RefSeq and is a predicted model, not a curated record. NCBI's taxonomy places the organism in Eukaryota, Viridiplantae, Streptophyta, Magnoliopsida, Fabales, Fabaceae. The transcript has 7 exons. Gene Ontology annotation, biological process: proteasome-mediated ubiquitin-dependent protein catabolic process.
GAAAAUAUACUGGUUUUGGUUUUGUAGAAGCAUUUAUCGAGUUGCGAGUAACAAUCUGAGAACUGAGAUUCCAUUCUGUUCUGUUUUGUUCCUUCUCCCAAUGGAAAUGGAUUCCAUUCCAAACGGAAACAACACUGCCGCCGGAGCCCAAAUCGGAGCUAUCGCCGCCGUCAACCCUACACCCGCUCCGUCCUCCAACCUCCCUCGACUCACGGAAUCUCUCAAGCUCGAACACCAGUUCCUUAGAGUCCCUUUUGAACACUACAAGAAAACCAUCCGUGCCAACCACCGAGUCGUCGAGAAAGAGAUGUCCGCCGUUAUCUCCGGCGUCUCUGAUGCCGCCGGUUCUGACUUAUCCCCUGACGACGCCGUCAAUCACCUUAACUCUCUCGUCUCUCGCCUCCAAGGGCUCAAGAGAAAAUUGGAAGAAGGUAAUCGAGCAGAGAAUUUGCAAGCGCAGAAGUGCCGUGUGCGCAUCGAACAUUUGGAAUCUGCUGAGGCAGAAAAUAUGUCUGAAUGGAAUACCACUCGCUUGAAGCGGAUUCUUGUUGAUUAUAUGUUGAGGAUGUCGUAUUAUGACACUGCAGAGAAACUUGCUGAAUGCAGCAACUUGCAGGAUCUAGUUGAUAUUGAUGUAUUCCAAGAGGCAAAAACGGUUAUUGAUGCUUUGCAAAAUAAGGAUGCUGCACCUGCCCUAGCAUGGUGUGCUGAUAACAAAUCAAGGCUGAAGAAGUCUAAGAGCAAGUUGGAGUUCCAGUUGAGACUUCAAGAGUUCAUAGAAUUGGUAAGAACUGAAAGCAAUUUAAGAGCCAUCGCGUAUGCUAAGAAGUAUCUUGCACCAUGGGCAGGCAACCACAUGAAAGAACUGCAGGAAGUCACAGCAUUACUAGCUUUUAAAAGAGAUACACCGUGCACAAAAUAUAAGGUCUUAUUUGAACCUAAACAAUGGGAUUAUCUAGUAGACCAUUUCAAACAAGAGUUCUGCAAGUUAUAUGGCAUGACUUUAGAGCCUUUGCUCAAUAUCUAUCUGCAAGCUGGACUUUCGGCUCUCAAAACUCCAUAUUGUUACGAGGAUGAUUGCACAAAAGAAGAUCCUCUAUCACAGGAGGCUUUCCGCACACUAGCCUUGCCAUUACCAUAUUCAAAGCAGCAUCACUCAAAACUUGUUUGCUACAUAACAAAGGAGCUAAUGGACACGGAGAACCCACCGCAAGUCUUGCCCAAUGGAUAUGUUUAUAGCACCAAGGCUCUUGAAGAGAUGGCUAAGAAGAAUAAUGGUAGAAUCAUCUGCCCAAGGACAGGUUUAGUUUGCAGUUACACAGAACUGGUCAAGGCAUAUAUUUCAUAAAUCUAAAUACUUAAAUUUGAUUAAUGAUUGAAAAUGUGAACCCUGCCAUUGGCUUCAAGCUACUGUGGCUUUCAGAUUGGGAAUGUUUGCAAAGUUACUCUUACGACCCUUUCAUUAACCAGUCAAUAUAUUUAUUUAUAUGUGUUCCGGUCUUUACUUAAAGCUUGUACAUAUGUAAACUGUUUUUAGUAUCACUUGGAUGACUUAAACAUGUGCAUAGAUUGAUUUAGUAUUUUCCAUUGUAAUGAACUUCUCUUUCAUGGGAUUAUGGAUUGAACUUACCAGUAGAGGUUCUUUUUAA